AGUAAGUGAUGCUGUCUAUAUAAGAGGUUCCUGCAGCUUCCAGUACAGGCUCCUAGAUCUGAAGGGUGGGGAGCUGAGGUCAUCCUCUCUUGGUCUGGAUGUCAGUGCCUGGGACAAGAGGUCACUCUUAUUGAUCUGUGUACUCAGGGCUCUGCUGACAGAAAAGAGUGGGACUGUGAGAAGGACAGCAGCCUGUAUGGACUAAGAGGGCACAUGGAGCUGCACAUGCAUCACCCAGGAGUCCUGGUAGUCACCCUGCUGCUGGGGGCACUGGCUCAGAUCACCCCCUAUGUGACUGCCCUGGACAGAGACUAUUAUGUGGCUGCUGUCAUCACUGACUGGGACUACAGCAAUGGACAGGGAGACAGCUCUGAAUAUGUCUUUAAGAAAAUACUGUUCAGGGAAUAUGAAGAAGGUUUUCAGAAAGAAAAGCCUGCAUCCAAGCUGCUAGGUAUCCUGGGACCAACGUUACGUGCAGAGGUUGGAGAUACUUUGAAAGUGCACUUUAAGAAUCUGGCUAGUAAGCCUCUUACAGUUCAUCCACAAGGAAUUUCAUAUGGAAAACAUUCUGAAGGAACAAAAUAUGCUGAUGGUACAUAUUCAAUCGAAAAAAUGGAUGAUUUUGUUAUGCCGGGUGAAAUCUAUACAUAUAACUGGGAAAUUACAGAGGAUUUGGGGCCUAAAGAAACGGACCCUGACUGUUUAACCAGUAGUUAUUAUUCAAUGGAAAACCCAGUGCAAGAUGUGAAUUCUGGAUUGAUUGGGGCAUUGCUAAUAUGUAAAAAAGGUAGCCUAAAUGAUGACGGAACACAAAAGAACUUCAACAGAAAUUAUGUUCUGAUGUUCGGUGUGUUUGAUGAAAGUAAAAGUUGGCAAAACGUUCCAGCAACAAAUUUAAUGUAUACCGUGAAUGGAUAUGUAAAUGGAGCUAUACCAGCAUUUACAGCCUACGUUGAUGACAGAAUUAGUUGGCAUAUACUGGGUUUGAGUUCCAAACCUGAAUCUUUUUCUAUUCAUUUCUUUGAAAACUCCCUGGAGCAAAGGCAUCAUAGAGUCUCUGUAAUAAGUCUUGCUAGCAUGGCAUCUACAACCGCUAACAUGACUGUGUCACAAGCUGGCACAUGGAAGAUAUCUUCUCUUGUAGAAAAACAUUUUGAAGCCGGCAUGCAUGGCCAUUUGACGGUGGAGUCACGUGAUGCCCCAAAACACAAUACACCCAAAAAGUCAGUUUUUCAAACAAGGUACAUUAAAAAGUGGGAUUACUAUGUAGCUGCAAUUGAAGUUGACUGGGAUUAUGCAUCUGGAACUUUAGAGAACUCUGAGAAAACAUACUGCCAACAUCCAUUUAAAAAAGUAGUCUAUAAGCAAUAUACUGAUAGCACUUUCACAGAAAAAAUGGAUAGUCCUAAAGAACUUGGAAUGAUUGGACCAGUGAUCCGGGCACAGGUCAGGGACACAAUAAUGGUUGUAUUUAAAAACAUGGCUAGUCAGCCCCACAACAUUUAUCCACAUGGCGUGUCAUUGCAACGAUUCUUUAAAGGAUAUGUUCCAGACGGAAUAGGUGAUGAGACACAGAAUAGCACAGUGAUGCCAGGAGAAACAGCUACCUAUUUCUGGACUAUACCGGAAACUGAUGGACCUACAAAAAGUGACCCGCUGUGUUUAACAAGAAUAUAUCAUAGUACUGUUAAUAUAAUAAAGGAUCUGGCCUCUGGACUUCUUGGCACACUUCUUAUUUGCAAGUCCAUGACAUUAGAUACUAGAGGACUACAGGAAAAAACCGAUAGAGAACAAGUUGCAAUGUUUACUGUUUUUGAUGAGAACAAAAGCUGGUACUAUGAACAUAACAAACCAAAAGCCUGCAACAAAGUACUGAACAAAGAUUCAAAGAGCCUAUACAAUUCCUAUGUCAUCAACAGCAUUAAUGGAAAUAGCUAUGAAAAUGCAAUUCUUGGAUUUUGUCAAAGCGAUGUUGUCCAUUGGCAUGUUUCAAGUGUAGGGCUGCAAGAUGAAGCCAUUACAUUACAGCUUAGCGGCCAUACUUUCCGAUACAAACUGGGAUAUGGAGAUAUGAUGACGCUCUUUCCAAUGACUGGUGAAACUAUUUCCGUUGAAAUGAAUAAUGAAGGUGUCUGGAUAUUUGGAAAUUAUAACUCUAAAGUUACAACUCUGAGAUUUCGGGAUGCAAAAUGCCCAGAGGAUUAUGAAUAUGAAGAGGAUGAAAUAUUUCAUGAAUAUCCAGAAACAAUAUCAGAUACAAGAGUAAACUUUGAAGAAAUAGAAACAGAAUUAGAUAAAGAAGACUUGGACUACAAUGACGGAUGGGCAGAAAUGCUUAACAUUCGGUCACAUAAAAACAGUAUCGGAGCGAUAGAUGAGAGUGUAAAUCUUACUGCUUUAGCCAUAGAAGAUAUGUCUGAAAGUAGUAAUGAAAAUAGACAAGUUUCUGUAAACUCAACCCAGGGAAAUAAAAGCUACUCAUCCGAGUCCAGUGAAGAAGAUUUUCUUCUGAAAGAUGUCAAUAAGUACUCCUCAAAAGAUGAUAAUUUAAAUACAAGAAAUGGAAGCGAAGGCUUUAAUGGAACAAAUGGGAUGCAAAUGGUUCUUCUCGAUCAGCGGGACAAGUUAAAUCAAACAGAAGAAGACCUGGAUGACUGGACACAACAGCACAGCACAGUAACUGGACCCAACAGCACAGUAACUGAACCCAACAGCACAGUAACUGACCGCAACAGCACAGUAACUGGACGCAACAGCACAGUAACUGGACCCAACAGCACAGUAACUGGACCCAACAGCACAGUAACUGGACCCAACAGCACAGUAACUGGACCCAACAGCACAGUAACUGGACCCAACAACACAGACUUGGAAAGUGAACCAAAUGAUAUCCUACCAAAUGAUGAUCAUGGAAGUUAUUCCACAUUAUACCUCGAAGAAUCCUCUAUAGAGGAGGAAGAUAGAAAAUCAAUACAGCUGCAAAGCAAUGGAUCAGAAGUUUCAAAUCUGAAAAAAAGAUAUGCAGAACAUGAUGAUGGAAAUUCCUCCAGUGAAAAUGUCAUUGAAGAUGCAAAGAAUGAAUUACAGAAUUCCGUUACUGACAAUAGUGAUCCCCAGUCUGGUGAUAUCCCAAUAUCAAAUGACAUUUUUGCAGUGGAGAGACCUAAAAACAUCACAGAGUUAUCACAAUUAGAUAUUGAUACAAGUGAACUAACACAGCAAAUGGAUCAGAAUUAUGACAAGACUCCAGUAACAUCAACGUAUGAAAGCAAGUCAGAUCCAGGCAGUGGAGGGAACCAAGUGCCUACUAGAGCAUCACCAUCAGUUGUGCUAACUCCUACAACUACACCUGACAAUGCCCAUAUAGAAAUGCAUACGACCACAUCAGUUUCUUCUCAAAAUGACAUAAAUGAUGUUCACGAUGCAGAACUCGUAGACAUGUUUGGACGUCAUAUAGUUGAAGAUAUCAUGAAAAAUAUAUUUCUCCAGGAACAAAGUGAUGAAACAAACAGCCAAGAGAAUGAAGAAUUACUAUUCAAUAAAACUGUAGAAAAGAACCUUGAGGAGCCCCAAAAUCAGUCAAUAACAACUACAAGUAACGUGAUAGUAGAGGAAAACAAUGAUAAUGUUAAAGUUAGAAAAAAGGUGUAUUACAAAAAGAUGAACACAUUUGAAAAUGGCCAAGAAAAACCCCUGAUAUUGGUCAGAAGAAAGAAAAAGAUAGUAAAGAAGAUUAAAGAAAAAAGAACUGCAGUAAAUGGACACGGCUAUAAGAAAAAUGAGACCUUGUAUAAUGAAUACAUGGAGUCAAAUAAUUCUUCACACAGUGAUAGAGGGAAUGGGUCAUUUACUCCAAGAGGGUUUAGUCCGAGAGGACAUAAUCCUAAUAGUCUAAAUCCCAGAGGAUUCAAUCCCCAUGAACGUACAUCUGAAAUUGUAAUUGGAGUAUCCAGAGGAGAGGAAGGCGAUUAUGCAGAGUAUGACCAUGAUGCAAGCUUCUUAAUAAAUGAAGGAAAAAACAAACCUCGGCAUAUUAUAUAUGAAGAGCCAUACAGAAUAGAGACAGAGGAUGAUGUAAACCGCUAUACUAACCCAGAUAGGAUAGUAGAAAAUUUCAUGAGAACAUCAAAAGGAAUGAAAAGGAAUUACUAUAUUGCGGCUGAGGAAGUUCAGUGGGACUACACAGGAGGCUCAAGGAGAAACCAAGUAAAUGAAAAACCUAUAGGUGAAAGAGGACAAAAUGUGUACAGAAAAGUAGUAUUUCGACAGUACCUCGACAACACAUUUACAAAACCUGAUGUAGAAGGUGAAUAUGAAGAACAUCUUGGCAUACUUGGACCUGUAAUUAGAGCUGAAGUUGAAGAUGCCAUCCAGGUGACUUUUAAAAAUCUAGCAUCACAGCCAUAUUCCAUUCAUGCACAUGGGGUGUCUUAUGAAAAGUCGUCAGAGGGCUACAGGUAUGAUGAUGAAACCAAGGAGUGGCUGAAGAAGGAUGAUAUCGUGCAGCCUCAGGAAUCCUAUGUCUAUGUGUGGUAUGCCACACAACAGUCAGGACCUGAGUCAGAAGGUUCUGCAUGCAGAACAUGGGCCUAUCACUCAGGUGUUAACCCGGAGAAAGACAUUCAUUCAGGCCUUAUUGGUCCCCUGAUUAUCUGCAGACCUGGCACUCUUGAUAAGCAAAGCAACCGCCCAGUGGAUGCACGAGAAUUCAUAUUGUUGUUCAUGUCUUUCAAUGAAGAAAAAAGUUGGUACUAUGAUAGGAACUCAAAAAAAAUGUGUACAGACAUUACUGAAAAAUCAUCAGAUGGAAUGAUUUGUCCUGUCUUUCAUGCCAUAAAUGGAAUUACUUAUAACCUUCAAGGUUUUAAUAUGUAUGAGAAUGAACUUGUGAGAUGGCACCUGUUGAACAUGGGAGGACCAAAAGAUAUUCAUGUGGUUAAUUUCCAUGGCCAAAUGAUGACGGAAAGGAUUAAGGCUGAAUUUCAGUAUCCAGCAUACCCCCUAAUGCCUGGUACAUUUGCUACAGUUGAAAUGAAGCCACCAAGGGCAGGUAUCUGGCUGCUCGAUACGGAAGUUGCAGAAUAUCAGCAAGCAGGAAUGCAAACAGUAUACAAUGUUGCAGAAAAAGGGUGUAACUUUCCUCUUGGCCUGUCAAGCAGAAUAAUAUCCGAUGAGCAGAUUACAGCAUCACAUUACAUAGAUCCUUGGGAGCCUAGGUUAGCCAGACUUAAUAACGGGGGCUCAUACAAUGCAUGGAGUGCACAUAUUAAUAAAUCCUCACUGCCAUGGAUUCAGGUGGAUUUGCAAAAGACCUUCUUAAUCUCGGGAAUACAAACCCAGGGGGCGAGUAAACAUUUGAGCUGGUAUUACAUCAAAGAGUUCUUUAUUGCAUAUAGUAAAGAUAAGAAAAAGUGGAAUGUUUAUAAAGGAAACAGCACAGCAAUACAUAAGGUUUUUGAUGGCAAUUCUGACUCCUCGAGCAUAAAAGAAAACCAGUUUGACCCUCCAAUUGCUGCACGAUACUUCAGGUUAUAUCCUACAAGGUUUAACAAUCAGCCUGCUCUUCGAAUGGAGCUAUUUGGAUGUGAAAUACAAGGUUGUUCUGCCCCACUUGGUUUGGAGAACUAUAAAAUCAAAGAUGAGCAAAUAACAGCUUCCUCAUACAAGACUCCCUGGUUCCUUUCUCCAUGGGUACCAUCACUGGCACGUCUUAAUAAAGCUGGUAGUAUUAAUGCUUGGCAAGCAAAGUCAAACAACAAUCAGCAGUGGCUGCAAAUCGAUUUCCUUGUGAAAAAGAAAAUCACUGGAAUAAUGACACAAGGUGCCACAUCCUUAACAAGUGAGCUGUAUGUAAAGUCCUACACUGUGCAAUACAGUGACAAUGGAAAGAACUGGAAGGCCUACAUGGACAGUUCCACAUCAAUGGAAAAGAUAUUUAAAGGAAACAGCAAUGCCCAAGGAUAUGUCAAGAAUGAAUUCGAUCCACCAAUAUUUUCACAAUAUCUGAGGAUUAUUCCCAAAAGCUGGAAUCAAAGUAUUGUGAUGAGGCUAGAAGUCUAUGGCUGUGACCUAUAGAGCAUUGCACUUUGUACUGACUUAUAUUGCACCAUCAGUUAGUUACAAGGGUUGAAGUUUUCAGUAUUCUAGAAACCCGCUAGACAUCCAGCAGACUUUUUAGUGGUUUGAGGCUUCUGAAUGUUCAUGCAAUUUCUGCUUCUUGAUUCUUUUUUUUUGCGUUUAUUAUUUAUAUCUUUUGUUCUGAACUAUGUUUGAUAUUAUGAUACCAAAGCUUUUUGUAUAAUGCAUAUUAUUCAUUGGGACCUAUUUUUCUACAUCCUUACUCUGUUCCUAUCUUACUGUAGAAGAAUGUAUUAUACAGUUUAAACUAUGGACAUUUUUAAUGACCAAAAUAGUUUUUUGCAGUAAAAAUU
Hyla sarda is the source of this 6431-nucleotide messenger RNA. RefSeq names its product coagulation factor V (gene F5). Bases 214 to 6075 code for a protein of 1953 amino acids. Gene Ontology annotation, molecular function: copper ion binding. The transcript is spliced from 26 exons. Gene Ontology annotation, cellular component: outer membrane. NCBI's taxonomy places the organism in Eukaryota, Metazoa, Chordata, Amphibia, Anura, Hylidae. The record is from RefSeq and is a predicted model, not a curated record.